AUGGAAAAGGGGCUGGCUUUAGAAGAAGACAAGGAAGUGGGCUUCACUGGUUUCUCUUUGGUAGCCUAUAUCUGUUCUGAUGAUGCAUCGAUGGUGGAUGAUUCCGUUGGGGAGGUGUAUUACUAUUAUCCUUUCUCUGCCCUAUCUGAUCCUGCUAAGAUUUACAAUGACCUUCGAUGGAACAUCACAAGACCCCAAGGUUUGGAGGCAGUCAUGCGUGUAAGAUGCAGCCAGGGUCUCCAAGUUCAAGAAUAUUAUGGAAACUUUUGUAAACGCGUUCCGACAGAUGUUGACUUACCAGCGAAGUUGCAGUUUUCAACUGAAUGUGAUUCGGUUUCCAGGAAGAUAUUGAUCAGCUUGAAUCCAUAUUGGAUUCUAGCUACAUUUAAUUCGUUCAUGCUGCCAUAA
Ilex paraguariensis (yerba mate) is the source of this 408-nucleotide messenger RNA. The record is from the annotation of a GenBank genome assembly. Lineage: Eukaryota; Viridiplantae; Streptophyta; Magnoliopsida; Aquifoliales; Aquifoliaceae.